Molecule: messenger RNA, 1132 nt
Organism: Pimephales promelas (fathead minnow)
Lineage: Eukaryota; Metazoa; Chordata; Actinopteri; Cypriniformes; Leuciscidae
Biological process (GO): positive regulation of transcription by RNA polymerase II
Cellular component (GO): nucleus
Molecular function (GO): DNA-binding transcription factor activity, RNA polymerase II-specific; RNA polymerase II cis-regulatory region sequence-specific DNA binding
Source: RefSeq, a predicted model, not a curated record
GUGACGUCAUUAGGCGGCGCCGCGCUCCCGCAUUUGUUGUGAUUCGGCUGAAGAAAGGACAAACACAGAAAAACUGUUGAACCGACUGAGAUCCACAUGACACUAUUACAAAGAUGGCAUUUAUUAAAGAAGAGAGUGAAGACAUGAAGAUUGAAGAAACAUUCAGUGUGAAACAAGAAGAAACUGAGACACAAACACAGAUGGCGUUUAUUAAAGAGGAGACCGAAGACAUGAAGAUUGAAGAAACAUUCAGUGUGAAACAAGAAGAAACUGAGGAACAAACCAAGAUGGCAUUUGUUAAAGAGGACAGUGAAGACAUGAGAAUUGAAGAAACAUUUAGUGUGAAACAAGAAGAAACUGAGGAACAAACAAAGAUGGCUUUUACUAAAGAGGAGACCAAAGACAUGAGGAUUGAAGAAACAUUCAGUGUGAAACAAGAAGAAACUGAGGAACAAACAGAUUUCUGCUCAAGAAGCUGCGCGACCUCACCGUCAGUAAUAAUCAACAACACUAACAACUUGAUGCCGUUGAAAGAGGAGAGUCAAGAUCUGAAUGAAAGGGAAAAGAAAGAUCAGGACAAGACACAUCAUAAUUUCAGAACUGAAGAAAACUCUUUGAAUUGUUCACAGACUGAAACAACUUCCUCACAAAAAACAGCUCGAAAGACAGGGAGAAUAGGUCAUUUCAUCUGCCAUCUGUGUGGACUGAGUUUCAUAAAGCUGGGAUGUUUUGAAGUCCACAUGAGACUUCACACUGAAAGGAAGCCUUUCCAAUGCCAGGAGUGUGGAGUCAAUUUCAUUCAACAACAAAACCUGAAAGUCCACAUGAGAAUUCACACUGGAGAGAAGCCUUUCACCUGCUCUCAGUGUGGAAAGGGUUUCAGUCAAAAAGGAAACCUUAAACGCCACAUGAUGGUUCACACUGGAGAGACCCCGUACAGCUGCCAACAGUGUGGGACACGUUUCACUAAUAAAGACAAUCUUUUAAAACACAUGAUCAUUCACCAAAGAAAGGACUCUUUAACAUGCCAAUGGUGUGGAAAUACUUUUAAACAAUAUGGAAACCUUAAAGUCCACUUGAAAAUUCAUUCUGGCGAAAAGUAGAAUAAAGUCAAAUAAACAUUUUUACGUUA